CGUCACCAGUUCAGAGUGCGAGGCUCGCGGCGUCACAAUAGGGCUGGCGCGUUCCAUUGGCUGCGAGGCUCCUGUCAAUCAGCGCACUCAGCCCGGGUCUGCCUUCUCCUCGGCCCGCUUGCCUUCCUUUCCCUUGACAGCCGACGGCGGAGCUUCUGCAGGGAGAGAUCGAGCCGCGGAAGAGGAGGAGGAGGAGGAGGAAGAUCGGCGGCCAUGGUCCAUUCCGGACGCUGCCUCCGCUAGUGGUGAGAGGAGGAAGCCCUCUUCCCUACUGUGGAAGCCAGCCACCCCUUUCCCGCCUGUUCCAUCAAACCACAGGUCUGAAGUUUCCCAGCUCGACAUAACCAGAAACCAUGGUGGAUUACUAUGAGGCCCUGGGUGUGCCCCGCAAUGCCUCACCAGAUGACAUCAAGAAGGCGUACAGGAAGAAAGCUCUGCAAUGGCAUCCAGACAAAAACCCUGACAACAAAGAAUAUGCUGAGCAGAGGUUCAAGGAGAUAGCUGAGGCCUAUGAAGUGCUCUCAGACAAGAGCAAGCGUGAAGUCUAUGACCGAUAUGGCAAAGAAGGCCUCAUAGGUGCAGGUGGGCCCAGUGGUUCCAGACCUCAUCCAGGACCUGAAUUCACCUUUACUUUCCGCAGCGCACAUGACGUGUUCCGGGAGUUCUUUGGAGGGCGAGAUCCUUUUGCUGACUUCUUUGAUGACCCCUUCUCAGACAUGCGUGGUCCCCGACAUCCUGCUGCAGGAACAUUCUUCUCACCCUUUCAUGCAGCACCAGAGUUCUUUUCCCCCACACUUGGUCCUGGGAUCAAUGCAGGAAUGGGCUUCCGCUCUGUCUCCACCUCUACCAGGUUCGUCAAUGGCAAGCGAAUCACUACUAAGAGGAUCGUCGAAAAUGGGCAGGAGAGGGUAGAGGUGGAAGAAAACGGGGAGCUGAAAUCAAUCCAGAUUAAUGGUGUUCCAGAUGACCUGGCGCUGGGCCUGGAGCUGAGCCGGCGGGAGCAGCAGGCCGUGCAGAGCCGCAAGACAUCGUCUUCUCCCCCAGUGACGCCUCUCCAGCAGCCACCUGCAAAGCGCCCAUCCCCCAGUUCCUCCCCUGUGAUCUUGUACACCGACAGCGAUGAGGAUGAUGAGGACUUGCAGCUGGCGAUGGCCUACAGCCUGUCUGAGAUGGAGGCCGCAGGCCAGCACAGAGCAGACCCUGAUGGACAGGCAUAUUCUGUCUGAUGCCCUUCCAUGCUGCCUCCCUGCAGGUGUGUUCUGAGUCUGGAAGAGCCAUGGGGGAUGGCCUCUCUAGCAUUCGUGCUCACAGAAGGCUACUCAAGCCUGGACUUCGUUUGCUCUUCCCCUACCUGAGCUCUGCCCCGGGGACCAGCAAGUGCCGAGUGUGUGACUUUCUUCCCCGUUAGUUCUCUCUGCUGCGUGUCAGGUAGCGCUCACUAGCUCACGAGGGCCCAGGCUGAACAUAGCCUGUUCCAUGUACAAGUAGCUACACUGCUGAUGCUGCUCCUGAAUGGAAAAAAAGAAAAACUCUUGGGAGGGGUAGGUUCUCCAGUCUGGGGAAGCCCAAGGCCUUUUCUGUCUGUAUUCCCCCUCACUCCACCCCCAACACACAUUUCACCCAUGUCCUUCUCCCUCAGAAGAGCUUCUGGCUAAGGAGUGACAUAGAUUUGGCUGUGAGGACAGACACUUACAGAGCAGUGGUGGGAGAGAGAUAGUAGGGGUACCAAGUGAACUUUAGCAGGCAUGGAAUCCAGUCAGGUUGCUAGUGUGGCUACUCUGUGCUGCCACACUAUGCUGCUUGUCCUCCUAUAGUUGCACAAGGAUGUGUGUUUGUGUAGGGAGAGAGGAAAGGGGUAUUGGAAGUUAAGUUUUCAGGUGCAACAUCAUCAGAUCAUUCAUCCCCCUGUGUUAUUGCUGAGGGCCUUAUGCUCUAGUGCCAAGGGCUAGAAACAAAGUCUACCCAUCCCAUCAGAGCAACGGGAGCUUUUCAGGACCAGUUCUUCCACAGGUAGAGCAAGUGAGAGCAAGGGAGCACAGAGCACCAGCUUCUUCUGAUGGCAAUGAAAGAGAAGGCUGUGGCUGUCUCUCUACCCCCCUUCUCCUGGCAAAUUGGGAAAUUCUACAAUUAGCACAUAGCUAUUCUAUAUGUCUGUAACUUGGGAGUGCAAGACUGGUCUCGUUUGUAACUCAAAAGUGCUGGCCUGGCAUAGAACAGAAGGCAUUUAUCAAUAAACUUCUUUGCAAUUAA
Molecule: messenger RNA, 2250 nt
Organism: Anolis sagrei ordinatus
Lineage: Eukaryota; Metazoa; Chordata; Lepidosauria; Squamata; Anolidae
Product: dnaJ homolog subfamily B member 2
Biological process (GO): positive regulation of proteasomal ubiquitin-dependent protein catabolic process; protein refolding
Cellular component (GO): endoplasmic reticulum membrane; cytosol
Molecular function (GO): ATPase activator activity; Hsp70 protein binding
Source: RefSeq, a predicted model, not a curated record